AUGCAUUUUCCCGCUUCAAUUGCCCUGCUGGGCCUUGCCUUGCCGUCGGCUUUGGCUCUUUGCCCAUAUGCAGAGCAGAUGAACCUUGAGAAGAGGAACACGCCCUCUCCGCAUGCGCACGAACCGCGCAAGGCGGCGUCGUCUGACAAGAAGGGAAUCUUCUACAUGAACCGCAUUGCUCCCGGGACAUCAGAGCUUUAUGUUGCCAAUGUUGAUGGCACUGAUGAACGUCCUCUCCUCUCCAACUCUAUCUAUGAAUACCAUGCCACCUUUUCCCCCGAUGGAGAAUGGAUCACCUUCACCGGAGAGCGCAAUGGUGACGGUAAUUCGGAUAUCUACCGCGUCCGGACCAACGGGUCUGACCUUGAGGAGUUGGUAGCAACCUCCUCGGUGGAAGACGGAGCUGUCGUGUCUCCGAAUGGAAAGCAAGUCGCCUAUGUGUCCACUGCCAAUGGUUACAAGGCCAACAUCUGGGUCCUGGAUCUGGAGAGUGGCAAGAAAUGGAACCUCACAGAUACCGUCUCGACUGCCGCCAAUACUUCUCUUCCUGAUGGCUAUUUCCGCCCUUCGUGGUCUCCCGACGGCCAAUGGAUUGCUUUCUCGUCGGACCGUAACACUGGCUGGUACGGACACGGAGACCCCAUCUUCCAAGGUGUCACCGGCUGGGAACAUACACAGGAGCUGUCCAUCUAUGCUAUCCGCCCCAAUGGAUCUGAUUUCCGUCCCGUCGUGUCGAAGUCUGGUUACUGUCUUGGUUCGCCCAAGUGGUCUCCCGAUGGCGAGCGUAUUGUUUACUACGAGAUGACUCGUGAGAACACCUGGAACGCUCACCGUCCUGAGUCACUCAACUCUGCCAACUCCAGCAUUGUCUCCGUGGAGUUUGCCACAGGCGCUAACCGUCGCGUGGAAGCCGAGGGAACUGGCGUGAAGCUCUUCCCUCAAUAUCUCCCCAACGGCACUAUCGCCUACGCCGGCAAGGGUUCCGGUAUCGAAGGACUCCACACCACUGCCGGUGGAUACGUGAACACCACUAGCGAGAUUAUCCGCUCUCCUGCCUGGUCUCCAGAUGGCAAGAAGGUCGUCUAUGAGAAGAACGCCUGGACUAUCCGUCCUAUGGACAAGAAGUUGUACAGCUGGGACACGGAGUGGGAAUAUCGCUUCACCGACGUCUUCCCCCAGUUGUCCAGCACCAACAAGAUCGCUCUGACUGAGAAGCAGCUUGGAAACUCCUCCAUUGUUUCCUUCAACGCCAACGGAACCGACGAGAGCCUAGUCUACAAUGACAUGGAAUCCGACUUCAUUGACGCGUCGUCCGUCGCCAAGGGCACCGCAGGCGCCUUCAACCCGGCCUGGUCGCCCGAUGGCAAGUGGGUCUCCUUCGGAGUCGGCUUCUGGUUCCAAGGCCGCGCCACCGGCGGCGGCUGGCUUGUACGAGCCACUGCCAAUGGCUCGUACUCCGAAGUCCUGUCCGAGAGCACCACAACCCUCAGCAGCAACAGCAGCGUGAUCAACUCCGGCUUCCCCAGCUUCUCGCACGACGGCAAGAAGAUCGUCUUCCGCAUUUGGGGAACAAACUCCACCCUGGGCGACAGAUCCCAGCUCGGACUCCGUGUUCUGGAUCUGGAGACCCGUAAGACCACUGUCUUGACCAAUGAGUGGGAUAACCUGCCUUCCUUCUCCCCCGAUGGAAAGAGAAUCGUCUUUACCCGCAAGACCAGUGAUUACAACUACGAUAUCUGCACUAUGCGUCCUGAUGGAACUGAUGUCAAGGUUCUCACUAGCAGUGGUGCCAAUGAUGCUCAUGCCAUCUGGACUUGGGAUGGUCGCAUUGCCUACUCUUCCGGCAUGUUCGGCUUCCAGUACGAGUGUGCUCUCUAUGAUCAGACUUUCCAGCCUUAUGGUCAGGUCGUCGUUAUGAAUGCCGAUGGCUCGAAUAAGCGUGUGCUUACUGAUUCGAUCUGGGAGGACUCGAUGCCUCUCUAUGUGCCGAACAGUGCCCUCAAGGCUAACGCCAAGGUCCACAAAUAG
Molecule: messenger RNA, 2028 nt
Organism: Penicillium roqueforti
Lineage: Eukaryota; Fungi; Ascomycota; Eurotiomycetes; Eurotiales; Aspergillaceae
Exons: 1
Coding region: 1-2028 (675 amino acids)
Source: RefSeq, a predicted model, not a curated record